Molecule: messenger RNA, 7502 nt
Organism: Athene cunicularia (burrowing owl)
Lineage: Eukaryota; Metazoa; Chordata; Aves; Strigiformes; Strigidae
Gene: PAK3
Product: p21 (RAC1) activated kinase 3
Exons: 17
Coding region: 149-1825 (558 amino acids)
Biological process (GO): protein phosphorylation; regulation of axonogenesis; regulation of MAPK cascade
Cellular component (GO): cytoplasm
Molecular function (GO): ATP binding; protein serine/threonine kinase activity
Source: RefSeq, a predicted model, not a curated record
UGCAACUGAAGACAUCUUUCAGUUCACUGGACAAGUGUUUUACGUUUUCUUCAGCAUAACUUUAAAUGGACAUUGUUUUACCCCCUUCUGGAAGGGCGCUGGUAUUUCUACAACUCAUGCUGUCAUGAGGCUGUGAGGGCUGCUGAAGAUGUCCGAUAGUCUGGAUAUUGAAGAGAAACCUCCAGCCCCACCGUUGAGAAUGAACAGCAACAAUCGCGAUUCUUCAGCACUAAACCACAGUUCGAAACCACUCCCCAUGGCCCCUGAGGAGAAGAACAAGAAAGCCAGGCUUCGCUCCAUCUUCCCAGGAGGAGGGGAUAAAACCAACAAGAAGAAAGAGAAAGAACGCCCUGAAAUCUCUCUUCCUUCAGACUUUGAACAUACCAUUCAUGUGGGAUUUGAUGCCGUCACUGGAGAAUUCACACCAGAUCUCUAUGGCUCACAGAUGUGCACAGGGAAGCUCCCAGAGGGCAUUCCAGAGCAGUGGGCCAGGCUACUACAGACCUCCAACAUAACAAAACUGGAGCAGAAGAAGAACCCACAAGCUGUUCUAGAUGUUCUCAAAUUUUAUGAUUCCAAAGAAACAGUUAACAACCAGAAAUAUAUGAGCUUUACGUCAGGAGAUAAAAGCGCCCAUGGAUACAUAGAAGCCCAUCCUUCGAGCACAAAAACAGCGUCAGAACCCCCACUAGCUCCCUCUGUUUCCGAAGAAGAGGAUGAAGAUGAUGAAGAAGAGGAAGAUGACAAUGAACCUCCACCUGUUAUUGCACCACGGCCUGAACACACAAAAUCAAUCUACACACGCUCUGUAAUUGAACCUGCCGCUGCACCAGCACCAGCUAAAGAAGCCACCACUCCCCAACCUGAAAACUCAAACACAAACACUUUGUACAGAAACACAGACCGGCAGCGAAAAAAAUCCAAAAUGACAGAUGAGGAGAUCCUAGAGAAACUGAGGAGCAUUGUGAGUGUGGGAGAUCCUAAGAAGAAAUACACUCGAUUUGAAAAAAUUGGCCAAGGGGCAUCGGGAACUGUUUAUACAGCAAUCGACAUCGCCACAGGACAAGAGGUGGCCAUAAAGCAAAUGAAUCUCCAACAACAGCCCAAAAAGGAACUAAUUAUUAAUGAAAUUCUGGUCAUGAGGGAAAAUAAGAACCCCAAUAUUGUUAACUAUUUAGACAGCUACCUAGUUGGUGAUGAACUCUGGGUGGUUAUGGAAUACUUGGCUGGAGGCUCUUUAACCGAUGUUGUUACAGAGACAUGCAUGGAUGAAGGACAGAUAGCAGCUGUCUGUAGGGAGUGCCUGCAAGCACUGGAUUUCCUUCAUUCAAACCAAGUGAUCCACAGAGACAUCAAAAGUGACAAUAUUCUUCUCGGAAUGGAUGGAUCUGUCAAAUUGACUGAUUUUGGCUUCUGUGCUCAGAUCACCCCUGAGCAGAGUAAACGGAGCACAAUGGUCGGGACUCCUUACUGGAUGGCACCAGAAGUGGUGACAAGAAAAGCAUACGGCCCCAAAGUGGACAUCUGGUCACUUGGGAUCAUGGCAAUAGAAAUGGUGGAAGGAGAACCUCCUUACCUUAAUGAAAAUCCUCUCAGGGCGCUGUAUCUGAUAGCUACGAAUGGGACACCAGAGCUGCAGAAUCCCGAGCGACUGUCCGCUGUGUUUCGUGACUUUCUGAACUGCUGCCUGGAGAUGGACGUGGACAGGCGAGGGUCUGCCAAGGAACUUCUGCAGCAUCCAUUUUUAAAAUUAGCCAAGCCUCUCUCCAGCCUGACUCCUCUGAUCAUUGCAGCAAAGGAAGCGAUUAAGAACAGCAGCCGCUAGCGCUUCAGGCCGGCUUUCUCCCAUGCCAGCUCAGAGCAGGACUGAGAACAAAAACUCUAUGAAACCUCAACUCUUGUGCUGCAGGACGGAUGGAUGGAUGGAUGGAUGAACAAACCAACAGUCACAGUCAUGGUGGUAGGAGGGAGAACAACCCAGUCCCUCAAGGAGUAAAAAAUUAUCAUUUGUCUUCUUCCUGCUUUCUGGCUCCUUAAUUUAUUUUUAAGAUGAAACAGGGCUUAAGACAGAAGUAAUGACCGAAAACGCUUUGCUGCCUCAACCAUUUCCAAGGUAAAGCAAAUUCAGUUGGAAGAUUCCCUUCCUUCUCGCCUUGUGAAUAAGCUGUACAUUCACUUUUUAAUUGUCAGUUGUUUCUUAAAGAUGGAAAGUCCCUUUUAUGUUUUUUUUUUUUGUAUGGUUUGGAAUUGGAGAAGGGUCUCCGUUAUUCAUAAGCUCUAGACUGCACUGCCUUUUGAAUACAGCCUACUCGCUGGUAUUUGCCCAGUCAUGGUACUUCUAGAUGAGGAAGAAAGUGAAAUUACAUUUCCAACCAAAAACGAAUCGAGAGUGGGCAGAUAAAACAUCCUGUUCAGAUACAGGCUUUCAACUGUGAAUAUAUAGUGUUUCAGUUCUUGACAAUUUGGUUUGUAUAGCUAAUUGUAAUCUGUUUGCCUGGAUGAGAGUCUUACUAAAAUGAAAAAGCAGAAAGUUCAGUCAGUGUGCUCAGAAAGGGUUUGUCUGAUGCAAAGCUGUAAGAGAAAUGUGAGGUGAGAGUGGGCCCAGCCUUGCCUGGUGCCGAGCCUCAGCAGACCCCUUGCAGAGCACAGAGCAGCCUCAGCAUCCGCAGACCCAGGCUGGGAGAAGGCGCAGACUGGCACUGGGUGCUUGCCUCUUCCUGGGACCAGACUAACCAUCCCGUAUCAGAGCCAGACUGGCACUGGGCUGCUCCCGAGGUCAGUCGUAGCCAUGCUGUGAAAUGCAUGGACUGAUGGGAUUAGCCCUCCUGAGUCUGUGCAGGAGUAGAGAAGGGCAAAACAGAGUAGAGUGGUGUUGUCACUUCGGAGGAUGCCUACUUCCUGGUCAUCUUGUAGCUCCUGGGAAAGGUCAGUAGUGACUGCGCCGGUCUUGGCAGAGGGGGAGGGAGCCGGGCUGCUCCCUAGGCUUGUGCGCAGGUGAGUGUCCUUCAGGCACACAACGUCUGCCAUGGAAACUGAGCCCGACACGAGUGAGUGAUGACUUCCGCACUUCAGAUAUGCAUGAGCCAGUGCAGCAGACAGCUCUAGCAGAAAGCACGUUAAAACCUGAAUUCUGCACUGAGCAAGAGCAAAUGUGUGAAAUGCAGAGUGGAUUGCAGAAAUAUUUAGAGGCAUCAAGCCAGCCUGCUUUCUGCUGUCCAGCUUACACCAAGCACCGCUGAAUGCAGCUCUGAGUUGCUGGGUGGGAGGGAAUCCUGGAUGUAACUGAGUAUUGUGCUUGACUAGUCAACUCGUUUGUAAGGGAGCAGAAGAGUUUUAAGUAUGCAAUUUGUGGUUUAUUUAUUCAUUUCUGAAAGAAAGACACAAUGUGGCUACACUCAGAAAAAGCAUUUGCAUGGUGUAUUUGUUGUAUUUAGUAGUACAACUAAUCAAAGACCUUCAAAACAGCAACUGAAGCAACACCCACCCAGUGAGCAAAAAACCCCAAAAAAAACAAAAACAGCUUUCUGCUGUAGAUCUUCAUGUUUAGGCCUAGUCCUACAAAGGGCUAAUUAGCCUUUAAGGUACUAAUCACCUUCAUGUUUUGUCAGUAGGAAUAAAGGAUGCUUGGGCUAUUCUUGAAUUAGGCCAUUAGCUUGUUUGGCUUUGGCUUCUUACUUAGUUACAGUCUUUGUGUUGUAACUGUCAUUAAUACUGCCAGCUAACCUACCCUCGCUCACUCUGGCCAUCCCUGUGUCUGGCUGAGGCAGCAGACAGAGGUAGUGCUCUCUUGAGUUACCACAGCUAAGUAUGAAUUAACCUUUCCUGAUUUCCUGGGGAGCACAACGGGUCUGAUUUCCAGAUGCCCAGAUAACAUGCCGAGGUGAGCAGCUCUGGUUUCCCGAACCGGGGGAACCUCGAGGGGAGCUGCCAGGAGCCCACAGCUCGCACCACUGCAGCUGAGGAGACUGGGGCCAAAAGCAACGACAGCCAAGUCCUACCUGCUUAUAAACAAACCCACGGGGAGCGUGAUUGACUAGUGCGGGCAAACAGCACAUCACAUCAGCAAGAGACUACAGGAAUCACACCCCACCUUCCCCAAGACAGGCCUGACAGGCAGACAGGACGCACAACACAGAGGAUUCCCUGUCCUCUCUCCACCUGGCUGAACACAGUGACUUAAGGGACAGGGAGCAAUGACAACAAGUUCCUCUCGGUGCAGCAGACACGUCUCCUCUGUGACCGCCCCUCCUGCCCUGGUGCCCUUGUAUAAUAGGUAUGAGGCUCUGCAAGUGGAACUGAGCAGUCACAAGGACAAAGGUUCUUCUAGCUUGGAGGUGUCACCGAGGAUAGGUCGGCCUACGCACUGCAUCAAAACAGCUCCCAUAAAUAAAAAAGGUGGGUCAUUGUCAUAGGAAACUCUUCUGAGGGGAACAGAAGGCCCAAUAUGCCAACCGGACCCACUUCUUAGGGAAGUCUGCUGCCUCCCUCUGACCCAGGUUAAAGAUGUGAAGAGAAGACUUCCUACCCUGGUACAGCCCUCAGAUUAUUAUCCAUUAUUGAUUUUCAGGUAGGCAGCGAUGAAGUUGCAUCAAGAAGUCCCAGGGCAAUCGAGAGACUUCAGAGCCUUGGGAUGAAUGGCUAAGGGAUCAGGAGCACAAGCAGUGUUCCCCUCUGUCCUUCCAGUUGCACAGAAUGAUGUGGGGAGAAACAGGAAGAACUGUCAGAUCAAUAUCUGGCUCCGAGCCUAGUGUCACCAGCAGAAUUUUGGGGGUUUUGAUCAUGGGUUGGUUUACAUGACACCAGGCCUGCUGGGGACAGACAGGGUAUACCUGUCUCAAACAGGGGACAGGAUCUUUGCGCAGGAGUUAGCAGGGCUCACUGAAAGAGCUUUAAACCAGAUUUGAAGGGAGAAAAGGAUAAAACUAGGCUUGCUAGAGAUAAGUAUGGGGGCAGCAUGCCAGUGUUUGAGGGAUAGUGUGCUAGCAAGGUCCUUCAGUCUACCUUGUCAGUGGAGGUAGGGGAUGGAGAGCUGUGCAACAGCAGAGAUGCGAGGGUUAUUGAUGUUCUCAGAAGUGCCUCAGAAUGGUCACAUAGGAAUCAGGGCUUCUCCCCCCCAAAAGGUGGCAGGAUAAUAGCACAAUUGAAGUGCAUUUAUGCCAAUACACGCAGCAUGGGCAACAAACAGGAGGAGCUGGAAGCCAUUGUGCAGCAGGAGAACUAUGAUAUGGCUGCUAUCACAGAAACAUGAUGGGAAGGCUCACGCAACUGGAGUGCUGCAGUGGUUGGCUAUAAACUCUUCAGAAGGGCUAGGCAAGGAAGGAGAGGCGGUGGGGCAGCUCUGUAUGUUAGGGAGUGUUUUGACUGUCUAGAGCUUAAUGAUGGUGUGACAACAGGGUUGUUCAUGGGUAAGAAUCAGGGGAAAGGCCAACAAAGCAGAUAUCAUAGUGGGAGUCUGUUACAGACCACCCAGCCAGGAUGAAGAGGCAGAUGAAAUAUUCUAUAAGCAGCUGGGAGAAGUCUCACAGUCACUAGCCCUUGGUCUUGUGUCUUACCACACAUCUGCUGAAAAUGAAAUACAGCAGCAAGGAAACAGUCCAGGAGGUUCCUGCAGUGUGUGGAAGAUGGCUCCCUCACAAGCUGUGUCAGGAAGCUAACUAGAGAGGGUGCCCCAUUGGACCUGUUGUCUGUGAACAGAGAAGGACUUGUGGGUGAUGUGAUGGUUGGAGGCUGUCUUGGGCACAACAAAGAGUUUUCAGUUCUUGGAGAAGUAAGGAGAGGGGUCAGCAGAACUGCCACCUGGGAGUUCCAGAGGGCAGACUUUGGCCUGUUUAGGAGCCUGGUUGCUAGAGUCCCUGGGAAGGCAAAGGAGUCCAGGAAGGCUGGACAUUAUUUACAAAGGAAAUCUUAAAGGUGGGGAGCAGGCCAUCCCCAUGGAAGAUGAGCCAGAGGGGAAGAAUGGCCUGGCUGAACAGAGAGCUUUGGCUGGAACUCAGGAAAAAAAAGAGUUUAUGACCUUUAGAGGAAGGGGCAGGCAACUCAGGAGGAAUACAAGGAUGGUUAUGAGGUUAUGCAGGGAGAAAAUUAGAAGGACCAAAGCCCAACUAGAACUUAAUCUGGCGACUGCUGUUGCUGUUUUUUUUGUGAGGUCCCAUUUUUCUGUCAGCUCAAGCUAGCUAUCUGGGGGAGAGACUUUCAGAAGAGAGUAAUCUGGGCUUGAGAUGGGCUGCCCUCAAUUUGUAAAGCAUUCAUCUGAAUGAAACAUGUUUGUAUUCCAUGUAAGAAGUGAAGAAACAAGUGACAGUUUCUGUUUCUAGCAUAGCUUUUAUUUUUUCCUACCCACAAAGAACAGACAGCCGUCCUUUAAAAGGAAAGCACUUUUUUAUGGUACAUGUUUGCUGGACAUACAAUAUAAAUCCUUGUUAACAGACUAUACUAUUUGAUUGGGGGUUUUCCUAUUUAUUUUCUUUACCUGUAAGUAUUUCAGCAUCUCCACUUUAAAAAAAACAAAAAAGCACCACCACAACUUUCCAGAAGAUAACAGAUAUGAAAAAUAGGAACAUGAAAUGGUAGCUUUUAAAAAAAAAAAAACCAAAAAACAGAUCAAAGUAUGCCCGAGCAUACAGAAUAUUGUUAGCACUGGCUUUUUAAAGACAACUGCUGUAAUAAGAGGCCUUACUUUUUAUUUUAUUAAAUGCUAUAUUUAUUUUUCUUUGCGUCAGCAAAUCUAGAGAUCUUUCUUCUAAAAAAAGUUCCUGGGAGGCAGACAGGAUUCAACAGAAAUAAUCUGUGCCAGUGGCUGUUUUCAACAUGGACUGUAAUUGCCCAGCAGAGACUGUUUGACACGCAGGGAAACACACCUCUAGCAUCCCUCUGGCUCUGUGCUUGAGACAGUCUCUGGCACUAAAUUCUUAGUCACUAGAUACUGAAAGAUGUCAGCUGAGUUUAUGUCCUCCCAACUCUGAUAGGAAAUGUGGAAGAGGCAUAUUAAUAUAUUAAAACAAAAACAACAGUCCCGAGAGGGGCAAGUCCUGUACAUUAUUUAGAGCUCACAUAGUAUGUUACGACUGACAAUAGUGUUGAACUUACAGAAAGGAAAGAGAUGAAUACUAUAAAAUCUCUGGAACCAUCUUGGGUUUUUUGACUGCUAUCCUCAGAUUAAGCAAUUAGUUACAUAUUUUUGGAAGUAUUAGAAAUAGGCCAUUUCUGUUGCAAAAUACAUAGGUAGGUAGAUUUCAAACACUUUCAUUCCAAGAUUUUUUUAAAAUUGGCUGUUUUCAUUUUUAAAUUCAUUAAACAGUAAAAAAUACCUAUCCAGAGCUUGACUAUGAUUCCCAUCCCUGCAAUGAAGAUGUGUGAGAACGACCUGAUAGCACGCUGUGGUUUUAAUGUGUUUUGGGACAGAAGCAUGACAGCAGUAAAGUCAGGGAAGUUUGAGAAGCACAGAAAAGUUUAUUUAUUUAAGAAAAAAGAAAAAAAAGGGGAAGAAAAAAAAAAAACCAUAC